UAACAUUUAGAUUUUUUACUGAUGAUACUUGUUUACAUUUUUACAACAUCUCAAAUAUUUGUGAUCAAAGUUGUUUAAAUGCCAUUACAUUUGAACUUUUUUACAUGAACUUUGCCAUAAUAGUUGAUUUUUGGAAUUGUUAAAGUUGUUUUAAUGUCAUAAUGCUUAAUACAGAGGUGAAAACUGAUUUAAAAAUAAAUCAAUAAAAAGACUCACCCAAACUGUCAGAAAUUCAUGAGUGUAAACACAAACCGUAAUUGUGUCCACUUUUUUACAGAAGUUGUAUAUCUGAAUUCAUGGUUGUGAUGCUCCUCCCAUGCUAACGUACACACUUUUUCGAAGAAAAUCCUUCUGCUUGAGAGUUCUGUUUUUCUCAGCUUCCACAAAAGGGAAGUGAGUUUUGCUGAGGCAGGUUUUCUAGCUCAGUGGUUAGAUGUAUAGCAGACUCGAGUGGACAGAGAGGGAAUCAUGAACGCUACGGCUCAUUUUCAGGAGGAUGAGGAGACCGAGCUAGGCUUGGUGGGUGCCUGUGUGAUCCUAGGGGUGUGUUUCCUGGUGGGCACACCUGGGAACCUGCUGGUGGUGUGGACCAUCGUGAAGCACGUGAAGCAGCGUUCACAUACAGUGCUUCUCAUCCUCCACCUGGCAGUCGCAGAUCUUCUGGUGCUGGUCACUCUGCCGCUGUGGAUCUACUCGCUGGCCCACUCCUGGGUGUUUGGAGAGGCUGCCUGCAAAGCCAUGGUGUACAUCAUCUAUGCCUGUAUGUACACCAGCGUCUUCAUCAUCACCGUCAUGAGUGUGGAGCGCUUCAUGGCUGUCAGAUACCCCAUUGCCUCACUCGGCUGGAGGAGGAAACAAACACUAAACAAGGUACUUCUAAUGAUAUGGAUGGCUUCAUUUCUCCUCAGUAUUCCCGUCAUUCUAACUCACACUUUGGGAGAAGUUAACAGACAAAAUCAAUGUCUGUUUAGGAAGUAUGAAAAUGAUGCCCAGGAGGCCGUGUUGCUCAUUGUAGAGACUCUUAUAGGCUUCAUCCUCCCUCUUUUCACUCUGUUAGUCUGUUAUGGCUGCCUUUUCAGUCGCAUAGCGCAGAUGAACUUCAAGUCCAAGCGUAAGUCGACGGUUCUCAUCUGCAGUGUGGUGGUGAUGUUCGCUCUCUGCUGGAUUCCUCAUCAUGUGGGGAACCUUCUUUUCCUCAUCUCGCUCGCUCUCAAGCCUUCAAACCCCAACAUGGCGGAAGGUUUGGAGGAAGCCUGCACCACAAUGAACAUUAUAGCAGGAGCCCUGGCGUUCAUCAGUAACUCAGUCAAUCCAGUGCUUUAUGUGUUUGCCGCGCGUACCUUCCGCAGCUCGCUUCGGGAAACUGGAAUACAGAAGCUCUUCCAGCAUCUGUCCAGUGCAGUGUCAGGUGAAGGGAAUAAAGAGUUAUCAUUUGUGUCCAAAAGACAGAGUUCACACACCACCAACUCAGAGUGUCUCACGGACUCAAAAGUGCCUGUAGAUGUGGCUAUGGAAUCAUGCAUCAGUACCUCAGACUGACUCUGUAAGAAGCUAUAAAGCCAGGAACUCAAUAACAAUAUUAACCAUGACAAGGGUUAUUUCUCCAAAAAGAGUUCUUGAA
Messenger RNA from Carassius carassius (crucian carp), 1621 nucleotides. RefSeq lists its product as uncharacterized. Gene Ontology annotation, cellular component: membrane. Lineage: Eukaryota; Metazoa; Chordata; Actinopteri; Cypriniformes; Cyprinidae. Gene Ontology annotation, biological process: G protein-coupled receptor signaling pathway. Gene Ontology annotation, molecular function: G protein-coupled receptor activity. The transcript has a single exon. The coding region runs from base 469 to 1539 and encodes 356 amino acids. The record is from RefSeq and is a predicted model, not a curated record.